Messenger RNA from Morone saxatilis (striped sea-bass), 1071 nucleotides. Its product is annotated as lactosylceramide alpha-2,3-sialyltransferase-like. Lineage: Eukaryota; Metazoa; Chordata; Actinopteri; Moronidae. Gene Ontology annotation, molecular function: lactosylceramide alpha-2,3-sialyltransferase activity. The record is from RefSeq and is a predicted model, not a curated record. The transcript is spliced from 3 exons. The coding region runs from base 16 to 594 and encodes 192 amino acids.
CCUAAUGUGUUCACGAUGAUGUUCUACCUGCAGAAGGUGCAGGAGCACGUGCAAAGAGUCCUGAAGGCUCAGUGUCGUCCCGGCAGCACCCGGCAGGCCUUGUUAGAUCAACUCCCUGCUUCCAGUCACAUGACGCAGCCCUUCCUGUGGAAAGACGUGCCGUUUCCCGAUGAACUCUUCCUGUACUCGCCGCCAUUUGGGUUCAAAGGUCUUCAGGGCAAAGUGGAAAACCUGCUGGAGCAGCUGCAAGACUCUGACUCCGAACCGCAGCCAGGAAACGCCUCAGAUAAAUGUCGGCGAUGUGUGGUCGUGGGAAACGGAGGCAUCCUCAGAGGCCUGGAGCUGGGCCCACUGAUCGACCGCUUUGACACCGUCAUCAGGUUAAACAGCGGCCCUCUGGGAGAGUUCAGCGCUGACGUUGGGAAUCGAACCAGCAUCAGGAUGAGUUACCCAGAGGGCACCCCGCUGCAGUGGGUGGACACAGACCCACACACUCUGUUUGUAGCUGUGGUGUAUAAAAGCGGAGACAUCAGCUGGACCUCCGCUAUGGUCAACAAGCUCUCUGUGGUAAGUCGUGGUUGUGCGCGUGCGUAAGAAAAAACCACAGUGAAGAGGGAAACCGUUCCAUCGUUCAUUCAUCCAACGCAACACCGAUCAGAUGAGAGCUCAGCCGAUUCCCUUCAACUAUGCAAAUUUGACAAAAGUGGUCCUGACUGAAAGAUGCGUUCACAUUAACCAACUUAAACUCAGGGAAUAGUGCUACGAGCAAAGAAGAACACACUCCCUCUAACAGUAGACCGCUCUUGGUAUAAUGUUAAUCACAACUCGAGUCGAGCACACACACACAGCCUGAAGCUAACAUAUUUAUAAUGGUUAGACCUGACUCACCAGCUCCGUUCAGUCUGCCCUGAAUGCACCAGAGCCUGUUUUUAUGAUGCUCUGUCGUUGGUUUAAUGAUACGUAAUAGUUUGGAUGAUUGUGUCUGUGCUUCGUUUGCAUUCACUCUUCUUUCAUGUUGUCUGUUGGUGAUUCAAAAGCUGAUCUGUAGUCUUGAGAAAGAAUUAUUUAUAU